UUUGGUUCUCUUUGCCGCUGCUAGGCUCCAAUUUCACUAGCUUCUAAGGGCUAGUCCCUUCCGUCUGGUGUUUCUGUCCUAAGCCAGCGCGAUUCGUGCCUCGCCCUUCGUUUGUCUUAAUAUCCUAUCAGGAGCUCCCUGAUCCGCAGCCAUGCCGAAGAAUAAGGGAAAGGGAGGUAAGAACAGGAAGAGAGGAAAGAACGAGGCCGAUGACGAGAAGCGCGAGUUGGUCUUUAAGGAGGACGGCCAGGAAUACGCUCAGGUGAUGCGUAUGCUCGGCAACGGCCGCUGCGAGUCGCUUUGCAUCGACGGAGUUAAGCGACUGUCGCACAUCCGAGGCAAGAUGCAUAAGAAGGUCUGGAUCGCUGCUGGAGAUAUUAUCCUGGUCGGUCUGCGGGAUUAUCAAGACGACAAGGCUGACGUCAUCCUGAAGUAUCAGCCAGACGAGGCGCGUCUCUUAAAGGCAUAUGGAGAGCUGCCGGAUAAUAUUAGGUUGAACGAGGGUAUAGCAGGAGGCAUGGACGAGGAGGGUGAAGACGGCGGAGAUGACUAUAUCGAAUUCGAGGACGAAGACAUCGACAGGAUAUAGAGAUGUUACUAUAUCGGGAGGUUGCAGGGCCUGGUGCAUAGCGCGUGAUUUUGGAGAGUUACGUGGAAACCCUCGACGACGGAUAGCUUCUUAUAACGGGGAUUUUGAGGUGUUCUUAGGUUGUGUGUUCUUGAGCAUCGUGCCAUGAUGUGGGGAUGCUGUUAACGCACCGUGAGUGGGCUCCUUGCCCUCCCUGGUAUGGUGUAUCUCUUAGACUCCUGUAAUGUCUUUCUCUUUUGAAAUUCAAGUUAUACGUUCGUGUCCUGUGUCACACACGCCAUGUCUUUUGUCGUUUUCCUCAUCGGUAAUUGCACUG
This is a messenger RNA of Closterium sp. NIES-67, 905 nucleotides long. NCBI's taxonomy places the organism in Eukaryota, Viridiplantae, Streptophyta, Zygnematophyceae, Desmidiales, Closteriaceae. The record is from the annotation of a GenBank genome assembly.